This is a messenger RNA of Centruroides sculpturatus (bark scorpion), 2879 nucleotides long. RefSeq names its product oxysterol-binding protein-related protein 1-like. The record is from RefSeq and is a predicted model, not a curated record. Bases 195 to 2879 code for a protein of 894 amino acids. Gene Ontology annotation, cellular component: intracellular membrane-bounded organelle; cytosol; membrane. The transcript has 26 exons. Gene Ontology annotation, molecular function: sterol binding; protein binding. NCBI's taxonomy places the organism in Eukaryota, Metazoa, Arthropoda, Arachnida, Scorpiones, Buthidae.
AUCUCUCUUCUGCUCACCUGUUUUUUCGAUGUUAUUUUAUUUUGCUUCGAUAUAGCUACUGUGUGAAUUUAAUAAUGUUUAUUUUUCAUUCUCCUUAUGUGUAAUUUCUACAUUGAUCACAGCGUAUAUAGCUUUUGUCGCAAUGAAAGUUGAUUUUAUGUAAUUUUUUAUUUAUGUGAUAAGUUUUGGGAAGAAUGUCUGAAAAUGAAAGUUCCAAACCAUUAUCGGGCCAAAGUUCUCCCGAAGAAAUGCUUUUGCAAGGUGCUCGCAGUGGUAAUUUGACAUUGAUUAAAGAAUUAACGAAUGCAGAGAAAGGCUGUACAACUCUUGAUAUUAAUUGCAAGGGCAAACAAAAAAGUAAUCAUGGAUGGACUCCUUUGCAUCUUGCUGCAUAUUUUGGACAUAGAGAAGUUGCAGAAUAUUUAAUUAAGAAUGGUGCAAAUGUGAAUGUAGUGAAUGAUGCAGGAGAUACUCCACUGCACAAAGCAGCUUAUACUGCAAGAGAAGAAAUGGUUCUCCUGCUAUUAUCCAGCAAUGCAGAUGUGUUUAUAAAGAAUGCAGAGGGUAAAACUGCUAAAGAUUUUGCAGAUGGAGAUAUUAAAAAGUUAAUAAAAGCUGUUGAAAAAGUAGACUUGCAAAAAAGAGAAGAAAAAUUUCUCAAUGCUGCAAGAGAAGGUGAUUUAGCCACAAUUAAAGAAUGUUUGCAGGGGACUCAUUCACCAAAUAUUAAUUGCACUGAUUUUCUUGGAAAUACGGCAUUACAUUGUGCUGCUUAUCGAGGUCAAAAAGAAGCUGCGGUAUUACUGUUGCAGAAUGGAAUCGAUUCAACAAUUAGAAAUACACAUGGUCAAUUAGCAAUUGAUUUAUCAAAAAAUGAAGGAAUGAGGCAACUUCUGAGUCUACAGCCAACAAGACAAAUGAAGAAAACUGCUUUAAGAUUUGAAGGAAUGUUAAUGAGAAAAAAUAGGUUUCUUGGCUGGAGAGCAGUUUGGACUGUUCUGGAAAGAGGAGUAUUGUCAUUUUUCUCAUCAAGGGCUGAUGCUUCAACUGGUACUAAAAGAAAGGGAUACAAAUAUCUUGAUGGAUGUAAAAUAGAGCAAAAUGAAAAUAAUAGUGCCAUUUUCACUUGCCAUUUCUCAGAUGGGACCAGUCAACAAUUCAGCGUUCCUUUUGUACAUUAUCAACAAAUUGACUGCCAAGUAAGUGAAAUUCAUAAAUCUGAAACUGCAUAUGGCAAGUUUGUAUAUCAUGGGAUCAAUUUGAGCCAAAGAUGUUUUGAAAUUAAAGAAAGCUUGUUUGAUUAUCUUAAUAAGCAGUUCUCAGAAGUUAAAUUUUACUGUUUAAUUUACCUGACUGCUCAAGCUCAACAACAAAUUUUUGAAAGACAAGCUGCUGCUUUAAGUAAUACUUGGCAAGAUAUUGCAAAAAAAUCUACAUCAAAUAAAUUAAUUUCAGUUUUGGAGGAACCUUCUUAUUUGUGUUUAUUUAAUCAGUUAAAACAAGCAGUAGACUCAUGCCGUAAAGUAUCACUUAGUCUUUCUCAAUGUUUAACAGUAUUAUUUCAACAAGAAGAGGUAAUAAUUUCUCAAUUAGAACGUCUUCCUGUUCCAAUGUUUUCUAGAAAUAACUUUAGUGUAUGGAGUGUUCUUAAACAGUGCAUUGGAAAAAUUAAAGAUGAAGAUACGAUUACAAAGAAUGAUGGAAGUGAAGAAAAUGAUGAUAAAACUAUUUCAGAAAGUGAUAUUUUUACAUCUUUUCCUUCUUCUAUUGCAUCAGUUGCUACUCUAACUGCCACAGGAACUUCUAAAUGGGGUAGAGAACGUCUUCCUGUUCCAAUGUUUUCUAGAAAUAACUUUAGUGUAUGGAGUGUUCUUAAACAGUGCAUUGGAAAAGAACUUUCGAAAAUCACGAUGCCAAUUGUUUUUAAUGAACCAUUAAGUUUUUUGCAACGCAUUUCAGAAAACAUGGAAUAUUCCCAUCUUCUUCAGAAAGCAAAUGAAAGUGAGGAUCCGGUAGAAAGAUUGGAAUAUGUCUCAGCAUUUGUUGUUUCUACAUUGGCUUGUAAUUGGGAAAGACUAGGAAAACCAUUCAAUCCAUUAUUAGGUGAAACAUAUGAAUUUUUUAAGGAAAAUAUUAAUUUAAAAAUGGUAUGUGAGCAAGUAAGUCACCAUCCUCCUAUCAGUGCAUAUCAUGCAGAAUCACCUCAUUUUACUAUGUAUGGCUCUGUUCAACCACAUUUAAAAUUCUGGGGGAAAUCAGUAGUAAUAAAUCCAGAGGGUACUGUUACAGUUGAGUUAUUGAGGAAAGAAGAAAUAUAUACUUGGACUGGUGUAGAUUGCUGUGUUCAUAACAUUAUUGUUGGAAAAAUGUGGCUUGAACAAUAUGGAAAUACAGAAAUUAUUUGUAAAAAGAGUGGUUUAAGUACUGUUCUUCAUUUUAAACCUUGCAACUGGCUUGGUCAAAAUGCACACACUGUUGAAGGCUAUAUUACAGACAAAAAAAAAAAUAAAUUGAGAAUGUUGUAUGGUAAAUGGCCAAAUUAUUUAAAAUCUACUAGCAUUGAAGCUUAUGAUGAAUUUAUGAAAAUAAAUAAGAAAUUUGUUCCACCAGAAUAUUCUCAUUAUAUUUCAAAAGAAUUAAAUUCUAAAAUAUGCAAUCCUUCUAACAAUCAAUCUGUGCAAUUUGAAGAUGAUUUGAAAAAAGAGAAAAACUUAAGAUGGUACCUUCUAAAGAAGUAUUAUAAUUUCACUUUGUUCGCAAUGGCAUUAAAUGAACUACAUGAUUCCAUGAAAAGUUUUCUUCCACCAACUGACAGUCGUUUACGUCCAGAUAUACAGUUAUUAGAGAAUGGUAAUGUGGAGAAAUUAGAUGAUCAUUGA